AGAGAGAGGCAGAACAGCUAUCGCUUGCUUUGAAAGCUUCUUGCGGAUUAGAACGAUAAGAUGUAAACAAAUCAGAUUAGCUAACUUUGAUCAGUCUCAGAAAGCUAACGAGCGGCGAAGCAGAUCAAAAUUUUCCACACGCACCAAAAUACCAAUCCAUAUAAGCAAUGUGGAGCGAUUUAAAGAACAAGGUGAUCCUAGUGACCGGCGCCGGGGCUGGCAUUGGUAAUGCUCUGGUCAAGCAGCUAGCCGGCGCUGGCGCCACGGUCAUUGCGGUGGCGCGCAGCGAGGCGCAGCUGAAGGAUUUGGUGGCCAUCGAUGCGCAGCACAUUAAGCCACUGUUGCUCGACUUGCGCGACUGGAACAAGGUGCGUGAGGGCUUGUCCGCUGUGCCGCCGCUCGACGGGCUGGUCAACAAUGCGGGCGUGGCCAUUAUCAAACCCUUCGCUGAGCUGACCGAACAGGAUUUUGAUACGCAAUUCGAUGUGAACAUCAAGGCCGUCUUCAAUGUGACCCAGGCGCUGCUGCCCAAGCUACGCAAUGGCAGCUCCAUCGUCAAUGUCUCCUCGAUUGCGGCGUCCCGCAGCUUUGCCGGCCACACCGCCUACAGCGCGACCAAAGCGGCAUUGGACUCGCUGACCAAAUCGUUGGCCCUGGAGCUAGGCGAACGUCAGAUACGCGUCAAUUCGGUCAAUCCCACCGUGGUGCUGACCAAAAUGGGCCGUGACAAUUGGUCCGAUCCGGCCAAGAGUGGGCCACUGCUGGCCCAUAUACCGCUGCAUCGCUUCUGUGAGGUGCAGGAGGUGGUCGAUGCCAUUGGCUAUCUGCUGAGCAGCAAGUCCAGCUUUGUGAAUGGCCACCACAUCAAUCUGGAGGGCGGCUACUCAGUCUCCUAAACACACACACAUACACAGGCAAAUACACACAUACACAGAGAUACACAAACAAUAUUUCAAUCAAUAAAAGCAUUUAAUAUUACAUUUUUCGUUUUCAUUUUUAUAAUUUUUGUUUUUGUUAUGUAUAUUUGUUGUAUGUUAUUAAAAUGGCCUGGGAUACCGAUUGGGGCCAUUCAAAUGCUGUAUAACUGUUUCCAUUACAGAAGACAAAAAAAAAAUUGCUACAUAUAUAUAUAUAUAU
Drosophila mojavensis is the source of this 1137-nucleotide messenger RNA. RefSeq names its product L-xylulose reductase. Gene Ontology annotation, biological process: xylulose metabolic process; glucose metabolic process. The record is from RefSeq and is a predicted model, not a curated record. Bases 168 to 896 code for a protein of 242 amino acids. Gene Ontology annotation, molecular function: L-xylulose reductase (NADPH) activity; carbonyl reductase (NADPH) activity. Lineage: Eukaryota; Metazoa; Arthropoda; Insecta; Diptera; Drosophilidae. The transcript is spliced from 2 exons.